GCCCCGCCCCCUCGCGGUCAGGUUAGUGGUCACCUCCGAGGGUUCGCUGCCGGUGCUUCCGCGCGGACGCUGUGCCGCACGACUCCGGGCGGAUAACGGAGGUGCCCUCCACUCGCCGGCCCGGCCCUGGGAUGGCCCCCAAAUUCCCAGAGUCUGUGGAGGCGCUCCGCGCCGCCGGCAAUGAGAGCUUCCGCAACGGCCAGUACGCCGAGGCCUCCGUGCUCUACGGCCGCGCGCUGCGGGCGCUGCAGGCGCGAGGUUCUUCAGACCCGGGAGAGGAAAGCGUUCUCUAUUCCAACCUAGCAGCAUGCCACUUGAAGGAUGGAAACUGCAGAGACUGCAUCAAAGAUUGCACUUCAGCACUGGCCUUGGUUCCCUUCAGCAUUAAGCCCCUGCUUCGGCGAGCAUGUGCCUAUGAGGCUCUAGAGAAGUACCACCUAGCCUAUGUUGACUACAAGACUGUGCUGCAGAUUGAUGAUAAUGUGACAUCAGCCCUGGAAGGCAUCAACAGAAUGACCAGAGCUCUUAUGGACUCGCUUGGGCCUGAGUGGCGCCAGAAGCUGCCCUCUAUCCCCUUGGUGCCUCUUUCAGCUCAGAAGAGGUGGAAUUCCUCGCCUUCGGAGAAGCGCAGAGAGACAGCUAAAAACAUAUCCAAAGAAACCACAACUACAAAGAGCAGAGUGCCUUCUGCGGGGGCUGCGGAGAGAGCCAGAGUUCUGAAGGAAGAAGGCAAUGAGCUUGUAAAGAAGGGGAACCAUAAGAAAGCUGUUGAGAAGUACAAUGAAAGCCUCUUGUUUAGUAACCAGGAAUCUGCGACAUACAGCAACAGAGCGCUCUGCUAUUUGGCCCUGAAGCAGUACAAGGAAGCAGUGAAGGAUUGCACGGAAGCUCUCAAGCUGGAUGGAAGGAACGUGAAGGCAUUUUACAGGCGAGCUCAAGCCUACAAGGCACUCAAGGACUAUAAAUCCAGCUUGGCAGACAUCAGCAGUCUCCUACAAAUUGAGCCCAGGAACGGCCCUGCACAGAAGUUGCGGCAGGAAGUGAAGCAGAACCUAAACUAAGAGCCCAGGAGGACAGCAGGAGCCUCUGCCUGACCUGACCCAGAGAAGCCAGGGGUUGCUGCCUCUGCCCGCUCCUGAAACCCAGCAUGUCCCGGAGUGACCUCUGAAGCACCCUCCCCGGCCCCUCGAUGGCCUCCCACCCCUUAAGGGGCUUUGCUUGUUCAAAUUAAGCUCAAUGUAGUCAAACAGACGUUGUUGUUUCGCCAGAAAGGUCCCCACUAGGCUGAAGCGUGAAGCUGACGCCCUGUCCCCAACCCCCUUGCCUCAGAUAGCGGAUCAUACAGACAGGUCCUCGUCAGCAAAGCAGUUGGCUUUGUUGCUGCCCCCAGCAUGCUUCAAACUGAGUGCUGCCCUUGUAGCUCCACCAGCCCCCCCCCCCACUGCAGUUAAUCUGAACACCGGAGCUGGGGUGGGGGUGGGGGCUAAGCUAGAAAACCCUGACCCAAAGCAGCCUGUUGAGCUGGUUCUCCAGGGCUGCAAUCUCCCCUGUGUGCGGUUGCUAUCCCUGUCUGUCCUUGGCACAGUCUCCUGUGUCUGAGCCCCAGUGCCUUUUGUCCAGGUCCUCCUUUGUUGGGCAGGCAGAGCCCUGACCCUUGGAUGGCUCUGUCCUUGACUCUGUGCCGCUGCCUUCUGCAUGGAGGUACCUAAGCUGUUUCAAGAGCCCAGUGGUUGUGGCUGCUCCUCCUGGAGGUAGGAUAGGGAGAGAGGCCUCCUGGAGGUCACUGUCCUUCUUUUCUGGGCAGGAACUUGCCUUUUUGCUCCAACAGUGGCCUUCUCCAGGCAUCAUAGUUCUUUGUAAUAUGUUGAAGUUAAUUUGAACUGACGGAUUUUGUUGAACUGUGUGUUUAAGCUAUUGCAUUAAAAGGCUUUCUUCUACAUAAAUGUCUGUUGUACUUUCAUUUGUGCCUUUUCAGCUUUGCGCCUGGAACUUGGUAGUAAUAAUAAUAAAAGCUAUUUCAUAUUGGGCAUUCA
Molecule: messenger RNA, 2033 nt
Organism: Propithecus coquereli (Coquerel's sifaka)
Lineage: Eukaryota; Metazoa; Chordata; Mammalia; Primates; Indriidae
Gene: TOMM34
Product: translocase of outer mitochondrial membrane 34
Exons: 7
Coding region: 132-1061 (309 amino acids)
Cellular component (GO): cytosol; mitochondrion
Molecular function (GO): heat shock protein binding
Source: RefSeq, a predicted model, not a curated record